Messenger RNA from Notothenia coriiceps (black rockcod), 334 nucleotides. RefSeq names its product WD repeat-containing protein 59-like. The transcript has 4 exons. Gene Ontology annotation, biological process: cellular response to amino acid starvation; positive regulation of TORC1 signaling. Lineage: Eukaryota; Metazoa; Chordata; Actinopteri; Perciformes; Nototheniidae. The annotation marks the transcript as partial. Gene Ontology annotation, molecular function: signaling adaptor activity. The record is from RefSeq and is a predicted model, not a curated record. Gene Ontology annotation, cellular component: Seh1-associated complex; vacuolar membrane.
ACGGAAAGAUGGCGGCGCGCUGGAGCAGCGAGAAUGUGGUGGUGGAGUUUCGAGAUGCUCAGGCCACCGCUAUGUCAGUGGACUGCCUGGGUUCUCACGCUGUACUUUCCGGGCGGCGCUUCCUGUACAUGGUGAACCUGGAGGCUCCGUCCGAGCAGCCGAGGAAGAUCGGGCGUCAGAGUAAGUGGGACGUGGGGACGGUUCAGUGGAAACCUCAUCGAGACGAGGCGCACGUCUUCGCCGCCUCCAGUAACCAGCGCGUGGAUCUGUACUCGUGGAAGGACGGCUGUGGAGAGAUUCACUCGUCCCUGCAGGGCCACACCCGGGUCAUCAG